Molecule: messenger RNA, 5007 nt
Organism: Cylindrotheca closterium
Lineage: Eukaryota; Bacillariophyta; Bacillariophyceae; Bacillariales; Bacillariaceae
Source: the annotation of a GenBank genome assembly
AUGGCAAGAAGGGCACCCAACUCACGCCCUGUUCAUCCUUGCUACUUAUCGAUAUGGGAGGGCAGUGGAGGCUGCGAGUUUUCGACGUGGGCCAGUAUUGACGCUGAAACCGAGAAUGAUGUGCCAAACUUGGUGACAGCCCAGGGAUCAACUCUGACAAUUUUUUCGAUCGACCAAGCCACCGGGAAGCUACUGUUCCUUGAAAGUUUCCCAAACCUCUAUGGAAAUGUUUGCUUCAUAGAGACAUUGAAGAAUCCAAACCGAAAUCACAGCGAUUCGCUACUGCUCGGUUUCUCGGGCCUUCCACGUUUGGCAGUUGUGUCUGUCAAAAAAUCAAGCGAAAAGCUCCUCCUUGGAACAACGCUGCUCGACUUGACAUUACCAUUACAGGAGCUCUCAUAUGGUUCUGUGGCGCCUUUAGAACAAGAUCUGCAGGCAACCCUGCUACAGAAUCCAUCCAACACUGCCACAGUCGUGGUAACCCUUGGAGGCGGCGUGUCGAUGGCAUGCUUGCAAUUAAAGUACACGCAAGCAGCAGGCUGGCAAUCGAUAAAUGAGGAACCUUAUGUGUUGCCACUUCAAAGCUUGUCAGCUGCUACCCUGGAUGAAUCAGCGGGUGCAAAUGUCCUUGGCUCUGGGAAUAGAGAUUUGAAUCAAUCAAUCGUAUCAGGAUUUGGGGAUAUCUUGGGCACAGCAUUUUUGCCAGGUUACUUGGAACCUACCAUGGUAGUCUUACAUUCCAAUCCUCUAUCCGGGGGUCGAGCAUGGCCAGGUCGAUUAGGUCGUGAAUCGGGCGGUACGAGACAUGGAAUGAUACUUUCGUCAAUUGCGUUGACCGUGAGCCAUUGUCGUUCAGCGAUUCUUUGGUCGACACAAGUACCAGCAGAUGCAUUGCAGGUAUAUCCAACUAGCAAUGGGUGUCUUGUCCAUUGUGCAAACUCCAUGCUUGCUGUAGGUAAUACGGGGCAAAUUCAACAGUGCCUCGCUGUGAAUGGAUGGGUCAAAGCCUCUGUGCCCUCGGAAAUCACAGUAACCCCGAAUCCGUGGCCUUUUCCAAAACUUGCCAUUGCCUUGGACGGUGCAAAAAUUUCUUUUGUGACUGAUAAGGCUGGUUUCUGUGUCUUGCGACACGGGCAAGUUUACCUUUUGCAAUACACCGAUUCUUGGUCUCUGCUUCCGCUGUACACGAACAUAGGAGCACUUGGGCAAAUUGAGAAUUUGACAUGCUGGCCCCUAGGCAAAGUCAUUAGUAGUAAGGUCUUGGAAGGAAAGCUCUCUGGGAUCGACAAGUCGAAGCUCAGUGUUAUGGACACGGGGCUAUUGUUUGCUGGAAGUCGUCUCGGGGAUUCCUCUCUGCUUGGCUUUGCACUUGAGACGACGUCUGUGGCUGAUGCAUUGGAAGGAGACUCGAUAGUACAUCCAAAGCUCGAGCCGUACUCUGUUUCAGCAAUGCCUGGGGAAGGCGAGAGUUCCGAGUACGACAUGAUACUUGAAGCCGAGGAAGAGGCUUUAUACGCUGCUCCAACAACGACAGAUGGCAGUCCUACCUUAAUCCCAGCCAGCGAUGAUGAAUAUACCGAUUCGCUGUCCAUACAAGAGAGAAAGCGUGCUAGAUUGAGUCGGCUAUUCCUCGCUCGCUCGCUGACAGUCCUUGAUUCUCUGACUGCACUGGGACCACUAGGAUCUGGAUGUACAGGGCCCCUUUCUGAGGCCAUUACGCCAACAACAGAGGAGGAGAUUGUACUGGAAGAAAAGACACCCUCGCUAGGUGCAACAGGAUACAUUUUUCCUUGUGGUUAUGGAUCUAGCGGUGGGUUGGCGCUCUUAACAACUCCUGGAAGAGAUGACAGAAGCAUUGUAGCGGAAGAAGAUUGCGUUAGUACUUCUGCGAUGUUUAGUCUCCCGGCGCAUCGCUUAGUAGUUCUAAGUAUGGAGGUUGGUAUGCGUUUCCUUCGUUUAGAGGAAUCCUCUGGGGCGAAUAGUAGCGUGAAAGUCGACGAGGCUGAGCAAGUCCAGCAGGACAAUGCGGUACUGAAAGAAAUUGAUUUGGAACAAUGGUGCACAGCAGAUGCACUUCAAUCAUUGAGCAUUAAUAGUUCUGUGCUCUUGACGGCUGGCGAGAUCGCUUCCCAAGACUUCUUUGUCGUUCUUGGAAUACCAAACGAAAACGCAUCUAUGACAUAUAGCUGCCUCCUCCUGAGUGAAGGCUCAGGUCAAUUGAGCGUGAAAUUUAAUUUUGACAUGUCGAUACCAAAUGAUGAGGUAGUCUCUUCGUUGACACCGUUCUGCAAAGAUACGAUGGGUACAGAAGUGCUAAUCGCAUGCACUUUUUUCUCGGGUGGCUCAAAGUUGUUCAGGUUUAGCAACGAAGGUGCCUUCGAAACAAGAAACUUCGACGCUGAAUUGGGGAUGGAUAUCGAUAGCGAAAGCAAUGAAGACGAAGAAGCAGCCUUCUACUCACGAGGCAACGUCGUGUCUAUGGACGUUUUCCAUGCGCCAAAAGGGGCAUUUUCGCUCCAUACGUCAGAUCCAAGUGACAAAGAGCUUCAGAUGACUGACAAUAGUGCUGUUAGCGAUGAUGACGACGAUGAUGAGGGGUUGUAUGGCAGUUCGAACGAUGAACAUGAUGAACAGAGCAGGAGGCCUGCACAGAAAGACGAUGGCACUCCUGAAUAUGGCACUCCUGAAGAAUUUGUGUCCCUCGUAGCGAUAUGUAGGCAGUCUGGCAAGCUGGAAAUCUAUUCGGUAUCAGAUGUUUUUUCAGAUAAAGAGGCUUCGCCACUUUUUGUUGCCUUCGGAGCAAGCCAUGGUGUUUCCGAACUGCAAGGCAUCACAGUUCCUAGGUUGCCGCGUUCUCACACCGUCUCUGCAAGCGAGAUCAGGUUUUUCUUCUGUGGUCCCUCGAGCAAAACAAAAGGAAAGUUUGAUGCCUCGCGUAUCUUUUGCCUUGCAAUAGAAACAAACCAUGGAGACACACUUCUGUACAGUGCAGAGCUGUCUCGUCGAACGAAGACUGUGGAAUCAUUCACUAGAGUUCCAACGAAGCACAUCACCAGACCAAGUCGAGAACAAGGAAAGCACCUCACCAAACUUCGCCGACAUCGCAUGGUGUCUCAGCGUGACGAGGGCAAACAACAAUUCCGCUACAACCGGCUGUUUGCCUUUCAAAACCUCUCUGGUCAAGAUGGAUUGUUCGCUGCUGUUUCUAGACCUGCCUGGUUCGUCGCUGAACGGGGUCGACCAAUGAUGCUAUGUCAUCGAUCUAGGCAUGCUGCUCCGGCUGGUGCUAGUCCAAGGCCUGUAACCGGAUUUUGCUCUGGACUUUUGCAAGCUGCUCCAGGAUUGGAUUGGGGAUUUAUGACUCUCCAUGAACGAGUUGGUCGAGUAGGCAGUCAACGCAUCACUGUUUUCGACAGUUUGUUGGAUCUUUCCUCAUCGCAUGGAUUGAUUCCUGGAGGAGGCAUUUUUGUUCAAAAAAUACCUCUCGGAGUUACGGUGAGGCGAAUUCAGUUGAUCGAGGGUACAGGCUCAAAACCGCUAUAUGCAGUUAUGAUAUCCAGAGAAAAUGAAUCAGAUCUUAGCCUUUUGAAUACAGACGGCUUAAGUGCAGAAGAACGGCAGCGAAUAGCCGAGGAGAAAGAAAACGCCAUGAUUAAGCGACAAGUAGAAGCUGAUCUAGGAGGUUUUGAUAUGGAGCAAGAAUGGGUGGAAGAGAUCGAACGUGAAGACUGUUUCCAAGUAGACACAAAACUUGGCGGUGCUCCGCCAAUUCCGAGUAGCACCCAUUCUCUAUGGAUAGUAGAUCCAUCAGCUGGUUGGGUCGUGAUGGAUUCUUACGAACUCGAACAGCAUGAGCAUGCAAUGACGAUGCAAGUUUUGAACCUGAGCGAGUUUACAGAGGUACCUGGAACAGUAAAUGAUACAUCAAUCUCCGAAGAAGACCUGGAGACCCGACCAUUUAUUGCGAUUGGAACCGCUAUUGUUGACAAGGAUGGUGAAGAUGUCAGUGGAAAGGGUCGAGUGCUUCUCUUUGAGUUGAAACAAAACGUGAGCAGGUCCUCCAAUGCCCAACCAGAACUUAACUUUGUGUAUGAGAAGACUAUAUUCCAUGGACCCGUGACAUCCUUGAGCUGCCUCAUUAGUGAAGGAAAGAGUCGCCUCGUUAUCGCUGCUGGAGCUGAUAUUAACGUUGAACAAUGGGGUGCAGAUAAGCUGACUCAAGUUGGAUUUUUUAGGGCGACAAUGUCAAUUUCGGAUACAAAGCUCUUCAAAAACUUUAUGGUUUUGAGUGACGCGUACGACUCGUUAUACUUUCUAAUUUGGAGAGAGUCUGACAAGAGUUUAACCUUACUGGCGAAAGACUAUGACCCCAUUCCUGUUUAUGCUUCAGGGCUGUUGAGCCGGGGUGGAUCUCUUGACAUUGUUUGCCAUGAUGACAGGGAGAAUUUGCAAUUUUUCCAGUAUGCCCCUGGAGAUGCAGCGGCAAGAGGUGGUAACAGGCUCGUCUGUAGGGCAGACUUUCAUCUUGGAUCCCAGACAACGGAUCUUCAGAGUUACUUUUGUAGGUCUAGUCUUCUGGUGAACAGUUCGACCCCAUCAAGUUCACUUGCAGCUCUGAAGCAACAAGACAAGCUUUACGGAAAAAGCGAUGAUGAUCAACGACUAGGAGUUCACUUCGGCACAAGCGAUGGAGGCUACGGAGCGAUUGUUCCGUUGAGUGAACCAAUAUAUUGGCGAUUGACUGCAUUGCAGAGUGUCAUGGUCAACGCAUUAGAGAGUGAUUGUUCUCUGAGUCAACGUGCAUGGAGGCUAUACAGAAGGACCCCGAGGAGAGGUGGGUGCCGCCAAAAUGAAAGAAAGAAGGGAGUUAUUGAUGGCGAUCUAGUGACAAGGUUCAUUGAUCUACCAAUUUCUCAUCAGGAAGAAAUUGCCAGUGCAAUUGGAUCUACUGUCGAUUUGAUUCUUGACAAUCUUCUUGAGCUCGCAUGUUCCACAAAGGUAGUAUAG